Messenger RNA from Epithele typhae, 1524 nucleotides. RefSeq lists its product as uncharacterized. The record is from RefSeq and is a predicted model, not a curated record. The transcript is spliced from 11 exons. NCBI's taxonomy places the organism in Eukaryota, Fungi, Basidiomycota, Agaricomycetes, Polyporales, Epitheliaceae. The coding region runs from base 1 to 1524 and encodes 507 amino acids.
AUGGAGGUGGAGAAGCGGACGCCGGGGGACGAGGGCGAGCGGCCGGCAACGUCCUUGCCUUUAGCGAUGGACGGGGACGAGUUCUGGAGGACCGCUAGCAGGCGCCUCACAUGGCUGCACGGAAAUGGGUGUGGGUGUGGAAGCAUGAAGGAAGAAGGCGGAGGCGACGUACCAGAUGAGCGGAAGAUUGUCUUCCAGGCGGCGCGCUCCUUGGGGAGGUGGACGGGAGAAAAGGCGAGUGGGCAGUCUGGCGGGCAGCGCGAGGUCGCUUUGCGGCAUCAAAACAAUCGCCGUCUCUUGGAUCACUUCUCCGGUACGCCCGGCCCCCGUCCCGCAUCUGAGACCCUCAAGCUCCAGAUCACGUACUGUGCCGUCGACCUCCACCUUGCGUGGUCCUCCCGGGCAGUGAUCGCUCGGCUCGCCAAGACGCUUUGCGACUGGGAGCGCUACCCAGCGUUGCGAACCGUGCGCGUGCGCGCACUCCUCCCUCAGCCUCUGGCGGAUCCGGAGAACCAGGGAACUUCGAGAAACGAGGGCGAGGGCGAGGGCGAGAGUGAAGAGGAGAGGAUCGAGUGGCUGAAGCAAGAUUCUGUGACAGGGGCUGAGGGCGAAGGCAAGUUCAGUGUGACAUUGGGAACAGCCGCAUCCCCCGCCAUCCCCACCGCGUCCGGGGAUACCGUCUCGUUCGACUGCCUCGACGCCUCCAGCGGCAAGGUUACCCCGCCUUCACUCAGCUCGACCAGGCUGCUCGCGGACGAGUUCCCAACGCCCAUGCUCAGGCUCUGCGCGAACGCUACGAAGGGGGAGGCGGGCUCCGGGUAUGCGCGGUCAGAGGAGAAGGGGAUCGGAGUACCGCUGUGGCCGUUCGCGGGGGAGAUGGGGUUCACGCAGGGGAAGGACGGGGCCCACUCGACGAUCCCGCCGUAUGCGACGGGCGGGAACGUCGAUACGCGGCAGACAUCUUCCUGCGUGGUCAACACUGUUUCUGCCGGUGGAGGUCGAGGGCGCGGUGUUCUCUAUCGGGAGACCCCGAUGGAGAUCAUCUUCCGCCUCGCGAUGGAGAGGACAACCGAGUUUACACGACUUCGCCGCACGCCAACGCGGAGUUGGGCGACCGCGCGACUUGCGUUGACUCCGGUUCGCCUACCGUUUUUCGUCUUCCACUGCGCACGACCUCAUCGACGCAUUGCUCAACGUGCCGCGCUCCAGGCCGGGGCGGGCUGCUCUCCUUCGGGCCGCACGCAGUCUCUCGGCCGGUCGCUGUGUGGAGCUCGACCUUCGUCGCGGUGGAUGGACGGCUGGGGGACAAGCACCGUCACGACGACUGACAUCGUGCUCAUCAGUACGUGCGAGACCGCAUUCGCGGCUGGACUCCACAACGUGCACAGCCCUUGUCGAGAGACCGUGGAGACGGACGGCGGUGUCAGUAGUAGAGGACGCACGAUGUCUGUCCUCGCGCAGUUGGGGCAGCGUGCACGGUUUGGAGGUGCUGUCCUUGGGGAUGGCUGGGAAGAACUGAAAUAG